UGCUUAGUAGGCCUCUCCCUCCCCAUCAUCCCAGGAGGACCCCCUGUGUCCACCUCCUAAAACUCCUGGGAAGAGGGGCUGGAACAGCAGGAGGGGUCAGCAGGGGUUGGCAGUGCUGGGGCGGGGCCUCUGGUAGGACAGGAGGCUGCAGCCCUGGGAGUCUCCGUUCAGGUCAUUGCAGGGGCAACCACGGAGUGUGGGGACCUCAGGAAGAAGGACAGGCCAUGAUGGGGUUCCCUGUGCCAGCUGUGUUCAAAUAAAGAGGCCUUCACAUUUGUGCCGUAAUAAAACUGCAGAGGAAGAAAGGAGGGGCAGGAGGUGCCGGUUGCCUGGGACUUGGGGCCGUUACGGCAGGUGGCAGCGGGCCCUGGCACCCCUGGUGCCGGGGCAGUUCUGCCAGAGCCCUGCCCUCUUCACCUGGGCCCUGGGCAGAACACAGGCCCCACUUCUGGUGACCCUUAAUGAAGCCAGGCCUGAGGACCCUGAGCCCUGCCACAGCAGAGCCACUUGGGAUUGGCUGGCAGGCUUCUGUGAUGUCACAGUCACUGAGGAUGCGCACUCUGGGCUGGGCGGCGACCAGGGGCCAGUAGUGCGUCUACUGCCCAACUGACCAGGUGUUGGUAGCGUAGGCAGGAGGCACAUUUGACGGAAUCCAAUGGAUUCAAGACGGAGAUUGGAUAUGAACGCCCUGAGGUCCCGGAGGGCCCAGGAGCGAGCAGCGAUCAUAUUGAAAUAUGAGCAGGGACGCCGAGGAGCGGCACUGUUGGAGCCUGAAGAAGAGGACGAUGAGGGCGGCUGCCUCGUCCCAGACAGGCUUGGGUUCCUGCAUGAGCAGAAGUUGCCCCAAGACAGCACCCCGGGGGCAAAGCGCAAACAGGUGCGCAGGACCCAGAAGUGGGUGAAAAUGAUAAAGAAUCAUAGCAAAUACCAUGGCAGUGAAAAGUUUCAGCGGAGAAUCUACAAGGGCAUCCCUGCCCAGGUGCGUGGAAAGGUGUGGGCUGUGAUGCUGGAGGUGGAUAAGAGGAAGGCCCAGAAUCCAGGCAAAUACGCGGUACGGCUCUGCAGUCAGCCCAAGGGGGCCCGAGCUGCUCUGGCCUGCUCAGGAGGCUGGCCCCUCCCCCUUGUCCCUGCCCUGCAAGAGAUGAAAGAGCAGGCUAGGCUGGGCGCCACUCACUUCCAUCACAUCGACUCCGCCAUCACAUGGACUUUCAGAAACCACCUGAUGUUCCGGGAACGUUACAGAAUGAACCAACAGGCCUUAUUCCACAUACUGAUGGCAUAUUCCAUCUACAAUCCCGAGGUGGGCUACAGCCAGGGCCUGAGCCAUGUGGUGGCGCUCCUGCUCAUGUAUAUGCCCGAGGAGGACUCUUUCUGGGCCCUGGUCCAGCUCAUGGAAAACUCCAAGCACGCGAUGCACGGUUUCUACAAACCCAACGCCCCAAAACUGGAGCGAUUCCAGCAACACCUGGGAGAGAUCGUGCAUCGUGUGCUCCCCUCCCUGGAGAAACACCUGGAGGAGGAGGGUGUGUGCCUGGAGGACUCCACCGCCCACUGGUACAUCCAGUGCUUCCUGGAGGGGGUAAGUGCCCUGGGGACCCCUUGCCCAGGGAAGCUCCUGCCCCAGUGCCUGGCUCUCCUGUCCUGGUGGCCUGUGACUGAGCUCCCCCAGCCCCAGCAGACACAGGAGGGAGCCUGCUGUGCAGACCAGCAGGCCUUGUCCUGCGUGCCGUUCCCCCUGGCUCUGAGGAUAUGGGAUAUUUACAUCCUUGAGGGCGAGCAUGUGCUCACAACCAUGGCUUACACGGCCCUCAAGAUCCAUCAGAAGCGCCUCCUGAAGAUGCCCCGGGACCACCUCCGGGAGUUCCUGCAGGUGACCCUGAAGCAGGCCUGGUCACUGAGCGAGGAUGCGGUCAUCAGGCAGCUGCGGGCCUCCAUGCAUGAGCUGGGGAAGCUCCAGUGCCUCCUGCCUCCCGAAGCCAAGGCCAUCGAACGGUGCAGCAGGCCCCUGGGGCAGGCACGUGUCCCCCAGAAGCAUGUUCCUGUCCCCACUGGCAUGAAGGCCAAGAUCGCCAUUCAGGACACAGUGGCAGUGUGGGAGCAGACCAGGGGUCCCGCUGCCCGUGCAGUGCUGAUCCAUCCUGCAGAAAGCUUUGGCCUCCGCAUCGCCGUGAGGGAAGGCAUGGAGGAGGAGGAGGAGGAGAGCUGCGAAGGCAGCCCAGAGCCCCUCGGCCUGGGCUCCCCUGUGGGGACCGCAGAGUCUCCAGCUGCGGCCAGCCCCACAGAGUCUCCAGAGUACUCGAGGAGGUGGGGAGGCCUGUGCCAGUGCGCCAGUCUCCCUAACCUGAGCAGGCCAGAGCACAGGGAGGACAACUCCUCCGACGCUGGCAGCCGGGAGGGCCUGUGGAUGUGGGCUCCUCCACGGGCCUCGGAGCCCCCGGAACCAGGGCCCAUGCAGGCCGCCCCAGCCUGGGGGCCACGGCUGAAGACUCCCCUCUACCGGCAUGGCAGCCCCACGCACUCUGGGGACAGUUAUGGGCUGGAGCCGGCCAGAGCCAGCCCUGGGCUGGGAGACCAGGCCCGAGUGCCCUCCCUGGCCCGAGGCCUCCUGGCCUCCUAUUCCACGGGGCACCUAGAUGAUGGGUGCCUCCUAGAAGAGUGGCCGAGCACACCAUUUGUCCUGCCCAGGCUGGGCAACAGCCUUCCAUGUGUCUACACGGCACCCUAUACACUUGAUUGAGCCCCCCACCCCCCGGCUCUUCCUUGGGCCAGGACACCCUGUCACUGGAAACGAUAGCAGAGCCAGGAGCCACUGUACUAUCCCCCCACCCCCGCCACCCUCAGGUGGUGCUGACCCUGUAUUAAACCAUAUCAUUGAAACGAGUUUGCUC
Messenger RNA from Oryctolagus cuniculus (rabbit), 2888 nucleotides. The record is from RefSeq and is a predicted model, not a curated record. NCBI's taxonomy places the organism in Eukaryota, Metazoa, Chordata, Mammalia, Lagomorpha, Leporidae.